AUGGCGGAGCCAGUGAGUCCCGUACGAGGUGCGACGGUGGCGGCGCCGCCACCGCCGCAGCAGGAGCCCUUCGCUUCGAACCUGUCAGCGGACACCAGAGCCUCUCAACGUAGCUUCCAGCCAGCCGCCAAGCGCAUGAAGGGAGAAGAGCGGAGCCUCAAAGGCCCUAAGCGCGUCAACGGCGAGGGCGGCGGCGGCGGCGGCAGCAGCAGCAAUAGGCAGCCGCCACAGCCGCCUCACAUACCAGUGGCGCCAACCCCGGUAGGUCACGGGAGCCCUGCCGUGUGGAGCCUCACCGCGUUUUCUUCGGGAGCCUGUGGUGGCGGUACCGCCACAACCAGCGGUGGGUCAUUCGUUUUCCCGCCUCAAUUGCCCCACAAGUUGCUACUGCCGCCGCCCUCUUCCCACUCUCACCAGUGCUUGGCCGCAGGCGUCGAUGGAGCAGGCGGCGGCAGUAGUAGCAAUAGCAGCAGCAGCAGCAGCGGUGGUGGUGGUAACAGCAAGAGCAAAAGGCCCAAGGAAAAACGCGACAAGGAGAAGAGGAAACUUGGGGCCCUGCCCGUGUCAGUUACAGUAAUAGGGGGAAUAGGAGCAGGCGGCGGCGGCGGCGGCCUCAGCGCGAGUGCUCGGGAGGAAAACGGCGACGUGAAGAUGUUACUUCAGCACCACCAUCAUCACUAUCACCACCGUCAGGAAGAUCAAAUUGUCAGAGACAAAAUGACUGAAAAGGAUAAUGAAAAACAGAAAGAGAAGAAGAAACAUAGGUCAGUGUCUGAAAUCAAGAAAGAAAAUGGAGAAAUGAAGCUAUUUCAGAAAGGUGUGAAGGAAAAACCAAAAAGCAAUUCAGAAGAUCUACAGGUUAAAAAGGUAAAGAAGAAAAAGAAAAAGAAACAUAAAGAAUGUGAAAAAAGGAAGCGUCCAAAAAUGUACAGUAAAUCUAUUCAGACCAUCUGCUCAGGAUUGCUUUCUGAUACUGAGGAUCAAGACGCCAAAGGCAUAGUUGAUAAUCACCUUAAGAAUUUCAAUGGAAAAAAUAUGGAUCCCAAGAAGAACUCUGAGUACAAGUUACAAGAGAACAGUGAGUUUCCAUUUGUCUCGUUAAAGGAGCCACGGGUUCAAAAAAAACUCAAAAGGUUGGACAUGUUGGAAUUCAAACAGUUCAUUCAUAUUGAGCACCAGCCUAAUGGAGGUGCUUCAGUUAUCCAUGCCUACAGUAAUGAACUCUCCCACUUGUCUCCUGUGGAGAUGGAGAGAUUUGCAGAAGAAUUUGUGGGUCUGGUUUUUAGUGAAAAUGAAAACUGUGCAGCUUACUAUGUAAUGGGAAUUGUUCAUGGGGCAGCUACUUAUUUACCUGACUUUUUAGACUACUUUUCAUUUAAUUUUCCCAAUUCGCCAGUGAAAAUGGAGAUUUUGGGAAAGAAAGAUAUAGAGACAACAACUAUGUCCAAUUUUCACGCUCAGGUAAAAAGAACGUAUUCCCAUGGUACAUAUAGAGCUGGCCCAAUGAGACAAAUCAGCUUGGUUGGAGCAGUUGAUGAGGAAGUGGGGGACUACUUUCCAGAGUUCCUUGAUAUGUUGGAAGAUUCACCUUUCUUAAAAUGUACUUUGCCAUGGGGGACACUUUCUAGUCUGAAACUGGAGAGUCGAAAGGACAGUGAUGAUGGCCCAAUCAUGUGGGUGCGUCCAGGAGAACAGAUGAUCCCUGUGGCAGACAUGCCAAAGUCACCUUUCAAAAGGAAAAGAACUACCAAUGAAAUAAAAAACCUGCAGUACCUACCUCGUACUAGUGAGCCUCGUGAAAUGCUGUUUGAAGACAGAACACGAGCCCAUGCAGAUCACAUAGGACAAGGAUUUGAACGACAGACUACAGCUGCUGUAGGAGUAUUAAAGGCAGUGCACUGUGGCGAGUGGCCUGAACAACCUCGUAUAACCAAAGAUGUAAUUUGCUUUCAUGCAGAAGAUUUCUUAGAGGUAGUUCAACGAAUGCAACUAGACCUGCAUGAACCUCCACUUUCACAGUGUGUCCAGUGGGUUGAUGAUGCAAAACUUAACCAAUUACGAAGGGAAGGCAUUCGAUAUGCCAGAAUUCAGUUGUAUGAUAAUGAUAUUUAUUUUAUUCCAAGGAAUGUUGUACAUCAAUUCAAGACAGUUUCAGCUGUGUGCAGUUUAGCUUGGCAUGUUCGGCUGAAGCUUUAUCACUCAGAAGGGGAGAAUCAAAGCAUCUAUGAAAAAGGCCCACCAACAGAUCCUAUAUCUUCUGUUAUAGGACUUCAGACUGACAAUGUAACCCAUGCAGCAAACAUACAUGCCUCUGAGGACACCAAAUUUUUAGGCAAUUUGCAAACUAAAUAUAUAAAACAGGAACUUUCACGCACACAGCAUGAUCCUGCUGCACCUCUCCGAAGUAAAGAAGAACCUAUUACUGAUACUCUUCCUGAAAAGACUAUAGUACCCAGUGCUACAGAAUGUCAAAAUAUUAAAGCAAACCUGGAUCAUGGUCAGCUGACAGGGCCUAAAUUUGAAAUGGACUCCAAAUUUGAACCCAAUGACAAAGACUUACAGGACAACUUGUGCCCAGGUCAUCAUGUGAAUCUGGAAGAUACAAGACAAAGCAGUUCAGCAUAUCCACGUCUGCAUGGCAAACAAGAUGACUUUUCGUGUUGAAGCUGUUGUACAUAUGUUUUUAAAUUCCUUUUUAAACAUAAUGAAAUAAUAAUGUAAAAAUGCUUAAAUUCUGUGAGGCAAGUUUGUUACUUGUCAUCACAUCUGUUACAGAAGAUAGCUUAUGUAGCUUUGUAACAUUCCUCAGUGCCUGUCCAUAACUGUGAAAGUAUCAAAGCACUUAGGGCCAGAUGCACUGUAAACACUGCAGGUGUAACAUAAGAAGUCUUUAAAUAUGAGUUGUAGGUUUUAGAAUAGAGCUGACAUUUAACAUAUAUUUUUUGUAAGAUAAGCCAGAAUUCUUUUUGACAAUUCCAGGCUUUUCCAUAGAGCUUAUUUAUACCAAUUUUUUUCUUUUUAAUGUGUCAGCACUGUAGUGUAAAUAGCUUUUUUAAAAGAAAUCUUUUUAGUGUGAUUUAUAUUGAAAUGUGAGCCACUUAAUAAAGGUUCAUAAUAACAAUAAUGGGUUUUAUUUUUGGGUCCCAAAACAGAAAAGUCAAAACCCUUUAAGCUAUUUUUAAAUGUUCAGUCUUGCAAAAAAAGUGAAUAUUCUUAUGAGGGAACCAAAUGCAUUUAAGUUAGAUACAGUCUUUUUGUUGAAUUUUCACAAAAUCUCACUUCAGAGAUGAAUUUGGAGGUAUUUCAUGUGGUGGUUAAACAUGCAAUGAACCUCUCUUGCCCUUUCAUCUUUUACUCACUUACUGUUUAUAAAUCUUUAAUGUGAUAAGUUUCAGACACAAACAAUUGUCAGUUUUAAUUUGUUUGAAAAUAGAUUGCCUUAAAUGUUGUGCUAAAUCUGAGGGGCCCAAUCCAUCUUAAGAUAGCUUUGAGUAAAUCCAACUUAAAGCCAGUGCCAUGGUGUGACUCAGUAAGUCCUAUUCCUUCAUGUGGAACUUUGUAAUAACUAACUUUAAGAGGAUUGAGGUUUGUGAAGUAUACACUGCCUUUCCUCUGCCUACUUCCUUAUUCCCCUAAGUAGAGCAAGACUAACACAUUAUUUGGAAAAGUUUCUAAAAAUCAGCAAAAAAUCAGCUUAAAGUGCUUUGGUGUCCUGUACGGUGGUGCUUGUAAUCACUAAAUGUAGUUUUUGAAGCCUUCUUUUGCAACCUGAAAAAAUCUGGAAAAUGAAGCAGACCCCAGUCAUGCAGAGAUAGGUUUCCAAGAAUGGAUGGCAUCUGGAACAUGACCUGACUUUUGGAAGAAUCCAGUCAGAUUAGAUAUUUUUAGCCUUGAGUUAAUAACUACAUGUAUAUUUCAGGAUUCAUUUCACAAUGAUAAAGGUUAAAAGCAUUGCCAGAAACAUGUUCUUUGGAUUUUGAAGUGGAAUAAUAGAAAAUCUGAUAACAAAUCAUCACUAUGAAUUUUUAAGCACUUAUGUAUACUUAUUGCUGGAAGUCCCCGUAACUGAAUGCAGUUCAGAAUCAUUUUGUACUAGAGAAACGAGGGUAAGGGUGCUGUUGCAGAGCUCAACAUUUAAUGCAUUUUUGAGAUAGCUUCUUUAAUAGAUGCUGUCUUGUAAAGUUUGACCAGCAGAUGGGAAAGUUGGACCACAGGCUGCUGGACAUUCCAAACCUUUAAAGAUAUAUAAAAAGAGAUGACAAGUGCAAUGGUUAGCUACAUCAUCAUAAUGUAGUUAAUGAUUGUGUCGAUGAUUGUGUUAAUUGUGAUGGUUUAGAUUCUGCAAACAAAUACAUAGAGCCUGCCAUACUGCCCUUUCCAUUUUAGAAGUAUAUAAACAAUAUGAACUAAAAUGUAGGCUUCUCUGCAUACUUUGAAGAAAUGGGAAAAGCUGUAGCUCGAUGACAGAGCAAAUGCUUUGCUUGUAAAAGGCCCUAUCUUCAAUCCCUGCCACUGUCAGGUAAGGUUGGGAAAGACUUCUUUCCCUAAAACACUAGAAUACGAUUGCCGAAAUGUGUAUACUAAUGAACCAUGGCUUGUCUUACUAUAAUAUAGCUUCCUGUGAUCCUCUGUACUACUGUCUUCCAAGGAUUGUACCACCUCACAAUGAAGGUGGGGAAGUGAUUGACACUGAGGAGAUGUUGAAUGUUCUCCAAGGAAAGCUGUUGAGUUGAAAAGAGUUGAGUCUUCUCCUGAAAACCUUAUUUUCUGUGUGCAGGGAGUUCUUGAAAUAGAGCACUGAAUCAUACAGUUUUCAUCCCUGUUAUGAAGUGGUACACUCCUAGAAGCACUACACAACAUAUUUGCAGGUUAAUUGGAAAAACAGACCUGCUAGUUGGUGCCCCCUGAUCCUACCCUCUCCCUUCAUCCUAACCCUAAGAUCUCAGGUGGAAAAUAGUUUUAAUCUCUUUAGCUUGCUUUCCUUCAACUUGUAUUUCCAACCAUCCCCCCACACCACCACCAAACACACAGCUGGCAUUCUAUCCUGUAUGCCUUUUCAAAUCAAAAACUCUUCACUUUGCUUCAAGUGGGAGUUCUUAGAAUUUGCACAUAUUCCUUUAGUACAUCGGAACUCUUAAAGUUGGCAGUCCUGGUUUUUUUUCUUUGUUUUAUGAAGAAUCAACAUCAUCCAGUAAACGUAAAGCCCUCUAUUGUGUUUCAGUGAUUUUGCUACUUCCUAUAAAUGUUAAUAUUGCAUCAGCUCAGAACCUGACAUUUAAAAAUAUUUUAUAAGCUACUUCUGGCCCUAGACAACUUUCCAGACAAAAAUACUUAAGUAGAAGCUUUCAGCUUGGGUUUAUAUUUGCAACAAGACACUUGACAAUUAGUUUGAUAGCUAGUAGCACUGAUACGCAGUUUUAAAUAAAAUUCAAGUAGUAAGCAGAUGCACCCUUAUGUAGGAGUAAGUACCAGUUAAUGCAAUGGGAUUUGCUUCUGAGUACACAUGCGUUAAGACUGAACUUUCAAAGCAAGUUCUUGUGUAAGUUUUUCAGAAAGUGAGACUGGUAUCUGUGUUCUGGGAUAAGAUAGAGGCAUGGAUACUAAUACAUCUUGAGGAGAGGUCCUAACUCAGUGACCAGUUCUUGCUAAUAGGAACAUUAAAGGUUUUUUUUUCCCACUGCUUUCAAGUGCACAUCUUUAGUGUUACUGGACAAAGGGACAUCUAUUGGUACAGCUAGCUGGUACACCAUCAAAGCAAAUAAAAUAGCAAUGCUGUAACUUAA
Messenger RNA from Varanus komodoensis (Komodo dragon), 5783 nucleotides. RefSeq names its product round spermatid basic protein 1 like (gene RSBN1L). NCBI's taxonomy places the organism in Eukaryota, Metazoa, Chordata, Lepidosauria, Squamata, Varanidae. The coding region runs from base 1 to 2664 and encodes 887 amino acids. Gene Ontology annotation, cellular component: nucleus. The transcript is spliced from 8 exons. The record is from RefSeq and is a predicted model, not a curated record.